GCUAUGACUCUAAGUUGACUGCUAUGUCUAUGAAUUUAUUUUGGUCAACGAGUUCAUUAAUUUGCUUAUGAGUUAUGAGCUUCAAGAGGGAUAUUCAUGUGCAUGUGCAUGUGCAUGAUUGAAGAGGAUGACCAACAUGGAGCGAAUGAUUUCAUCUUUCAUGUCUUUGUUUUUUAUUCUUUGGAUAUUCGUGGUGCUUGACUUAGUUCUCAAGGUUUAUGGCCACGCAGAAGGUGAUGCCCUGAUUGUAUUGAAGAACAGUAUGAUUGAUCCUAACAAUGCUCUUCAUAAUUGGGAUGCUACCCUUGUCAGUCCUUGCACAUGGUUUCAUGUUACUUGUAGUGAAAAUAGCGUAAUUCGUGUUGAGCUUGGAAAUGCAAACCUUUCGGGUAAACUUGUUCCAGAGCUUGGUCAGCUCCCAAAUUUGCAAUACUUGGAACUUUAUAGUAAUAAUAUAACUGGGGAAAUCCCAGUCGAGCUUGGAAAUUUGACAAACUUGGUGAGCUUGGAUCUUUACAUGAACAAAAUUACUGGUCCCAUUCCAGACGAAUUGGCCAACCUUAACCAACUACAGUCCCUGCGUCUCAACGAUAACAGUUUGUUGGGAAACAUUCCUGUGGGUUUGACCACUAUUAAUUCACUUCAAGUGCUUGAUUUAUCAAACAACAACUUAACAGGAGACGUCCCAGUCAAUGGUUCCUUUUCAAUUUUUACUCCCAUCAGUUUUAACAAUAAUCCUUUCUUGAAUAAAACCAUUCCAGUUACACCAGCUGCUACACCGCAACAAAAUCCUUCAGGUAAUGGUAUCAAAGCCAUUGGAGUCAUUGCUGGAGGAGUUGCUGUGGGUGCUGCACUGUUGUUUGCAUCCCCAGUAAUUGCACUUGUUUAUUGGAAUAGAAGGAAGCCACUGGAUGAUUACUUUGAUGUCGCAGCUGAGGAGGAUCCUGAAGUUAGCCUUGGUCAGCUUAAAAAGUUUUCACUGCCUGAACUGCGAAUUGCAACAGAUAACUUUAGUAACAAAAACAUUCUUGGUAAAGGUGGAUUUGGCAAGGUUUAUAAAGGACGUUUAACCAAUGGUGAUGAUGUAGCAGUAAAAAGACUUAACCCUGAAAGCAUUCGGGGAGACGAUAAGCAAUUUCAAAUAGAAGUGGACAUGAUCAGCAUGGCUGUACAUCGAAAUUUACUUCGCCUGAUUGGUUUCUGUAUGACAUCUUCUGAACGCUUGCUUGUGUAUCCUUUAAUGGCUAAUGGAAGUGUAGAAUCACGUUUACGAGAGCCUUCGGAAUCACAGCCACCACUUGAUUGGCCAAAACGGAAGAAUAUUGCUCUAGGAGCUGCUAGGGGGCUUGCUUAUUUGCAUGAUCAUUGUGACCCAAAGAUUAUUCAUCGUGAUGUCAAAGCUGCUAAUAUAUUGUUGGAUGAGGAGUUUGAAGCUGUUGUAGGAGAUUUUGGUUUAGCAAGGAUUAUGGAUUACAAAAAUACUCAUGUUACUACCGCUAUAUGUGGUACGCAGGGCCAUAUAGCACCAGAGUAUAUGACAACUGGAAGGUCUUCAGAGAAGACUGAUGUUUUUGGAUAUGGUAUGAUGCUUCUUGAACUAAUAACUGGACAGAGGGCUUUUGAUUUAGCACGAUUGGCCAGGGAUGAGGAUGCCAUGUUGCUUGAAUGGGUGAAAGUACUUGUGAAAGACAAGGAGUUGGAGACACUGUUGGAUCCAAAUUUGCUUGGAAAUCGUUAUAUAGAGGAAGUAGAGGAGUUAAUCCAAGUGGCCUUAAUAUGCACACAAAAAUCUCCUUAUGAGAGACCAAAGAUGUCUGAGGUGGUGAGAAUGCUGGAGGGUGAAGGUUUGGAAGAAAAGUGGGAUGAAUGGUUGAAUAUGACAGAGGAUAUACAAAAUUUCACCUUCAACCUCUGCACUCCUACUCCUAAUGACUCAAAUCCAAAUAUUCAACCAGAUGUUCUGUCAGGUCCUAGAUGAUCUUUGAACACAAACUUUUUAAAUACUGAGACGUUUAGCAAAGGAAGAGAGACGCUUUGUUGAAACUAAUCGCUUCUCUCACAGCUGAAAAAUGUUGGUUUGGUGCACCUUAUAAGUUAGUGAGCCAUUAUUCAGUGGUGAAUAAGUCUUGUGUCUUAACAUUUCCAAGUCUUUGAUCACUGUUGCUUCAGUGCAUGUUCAACAAGUGUUUGUCCUACAUUUUGAAUAGGUUUUUCAUGAACUGUAGAUUCUGGGUUAUAGUAGUCUCAUAUUUUUUUACGUGUAACCUGGCACAGGUAAAUGGUAAUUAAGGGUUGUGGAAUAUAGACAUAGUGAUUUAUUUAUGAAACUAACAGUUAAAAGGAGAUGUCCGAGUCCAUGUUAUUAUUUACUCCCAUCAAGUUGGUGCAAAUACUUUUGUUUAUAA
This is a messenger RNA of Glycine soja, 2405 nucleotides long. Its product is annotated as BRASSINOSTEROID INSENSITIVE 1-associated receptor kinase 1-like. The record is from RefSeq and is a predicted model, not a curated record. Lineage: Eukaryota; Viridiplantae; Streptophyta; Magnoliopsida; Fabales; Fabaceae. The transcript has 11 exons. Bases 128 to 1978 code for a protein of 616 amino acids. Gene Ontology annotation, molecular function: ATP binding; protein kinase activity; protein binding. Gene Ontology annotation, biological process: protein phosphorylation.